Symbiodinium sp. CCMP2592 is the source of this 6810-nucleotide messenger RNA. NCBI's taxonomy places the organism in Eukaryota, Dinophyceae, Suessiales, Symbiodiniaceae. The record is from the annotation of a GenBank genome assembly.
AUGGUGGCUUCGACGACCGAGCCUCCGGGUGCUCCUCCUGACGACGACCCGCCCAGUGUGGCAUCUCAUGACGACGGAGGUUGGACCCGACAACCGAGCGACAGUUCUCCGUGGGGCAACUGGCAGCGGGAUUACUACGGUCAAUAUAACUCUGGUUGGGAUUCUUGGGAGGAUCAUCGCUGGAGUUCGGGUGAUCGUUGGUCUUGGCAGCCUUGGGGUUACUACAACAACUACCGUAGUGCCCAGCAACAUCCUGGAUCAUGGGGAGAUUAUGAUUCCUGGAACCAGUAUAGCAGCUCUGGCGAUCCAGAGCAACCUACACAGCGCGAGCAAGAUGAGAAUUCCGAAGACCCGCCUGCUUCGAGCGACCCCUCAAACCCGGAUGAAAGCUCACAGGAUGUGCGGAGACCUUCAACCACUACCCAGGAGAGUACCGAUGCGACGAGGACUCCUUUGAGGCAAAGCCGUGACAGUGGCUCGGUGACCUCAGAGACUUCUGGGAAGGCUGAUUCGAAGGGCUCUUUCAGUGAGAAGAUGGCGGUUCCUACUUUCGGGGCGACUGGAAGUGGGGAUGAAUUGGGUGUUUCAGCUAGAUCAUAUCUACGACAAAUCGAAGCCUGGAGCAAAGUUACACGCACCGCUCCAGCCCAACAAGCUCUUCUUCUCUAUCAGAAUCUUAGUGGUCGUGCCUGGGUUGAAUCAGAGGAAUUGAACGUCGAGGACCUAGCGAGUGAACGUGGGUUGCAGAUCUUCAAGUCAUGGGUUCGUGAACGGUAUCAAGAAGUCGAAGUGAGCCGCAUUGCUGAAGCAUUGACUCUUUUCUUCAAGAAGAUGAAAUGCCAGAGCGGUCAGUCGAUCAGGGAAUUCAAUUCGGUCUUUGAUCGGAGUCAUUCGCGACUCCUGGAAAUCGACUGCAAGCUCCCAGAAGUCGCCCGUGCCUGGGCGUACCUCAACGCACUGGGCCUCAGCAACACAGAGGAGUUAUCUCUCCUAGCUUCUGUUGGAAAUGACUACAGCACUGCUAAGCUUCAGAAGGCAGCCAUUCUCCAUGAAAAGUCGCUUCGCGGGCCUUGGGUUCCUAAGCCGAAGGGUGAAGGCAAAGGUGCGAAGAGUGCAUUCUACACGGGAGUUGAUGACGAAGAGGGACUGAAGGGCAUCGAAGAAGAGGACAGUUCGGAGACCUACAUUUCUGAAGAAGUUGCUGUUGAACUUCAUGAAGCGUUCGUUGCACAGGAGUCAGCCAAGGCUCGCUACAGAGAUGUUGUGAAGGCCCGAGGAAUUGACCCUGAGACCCUCAAGAAGAAAAGCGGCGAUGAGGUGACCCGCCAACAGAUCGAUGACCGCCUUGCUCAGGCAAAACUUCGCAGCUACUGUGCAGGCUGUGGCAGACGCGGACAUUGGCACAAAGAUCCUGAAUGUCCAUUGAACAAGAAUGGAAACCCAGCUUCGAAACCCAAGACCGCCCAGGACCACCAAGCGCAUGCGACCUCGGUCUCUUCAGAUGCUCCGGCUAGCAUUGUCGAAGUUGCGUACAUGGUUGGGGAUCUUGGUGGUGAUCGUCUUCUUGCAAUCACUGACACAGCAUGUUCGAAGUCGGUGAUGGGACAGGGUUGGUUGGAGUCCUACGUUCGCCUGGCUAAAGAUGUUGGCGUUGAAGUCCAAUUCCUGGAUUGCCACGAUGACUUCAGGUUCGGAGCUUCGAAGCUGUUCCACGCUAGUUUUUCCGCUACAAUCAUGAUCCAGAUUCGCAACCGGGUGUUCAUGCUGAAGGCUUCUGUGGUGCAGGGAGAAGUGCCACUUCUCAUGAGCCGUAACGCGCUGAGCAAGCUUGGGAUGGUUUAUGAUUUGGAAGAACAUUCGGCACAGUUUAAAAAGCUCGGGAUUGACAAGUACAUGUUGCUCACGACGGACAGCGGCCAUCCGGCGAUCCCUGUGUCACCCAAAUGUGUUCCGGGAUUGAAGUGGCCUACGCCCCAACAGUGGGCUGGCUCUGAGGUGAUCAUCGUUCCUUCAGCUGAGUCGCAAUACAUGUCAUACAUGGUCAGUGCUGUCGAAGGGGAUGCGAGUGUUCCGGUUGAUCCGACUACCAGACGCGAACCAUUGAACAAGAACCCCGACCCUACUCCAGGACUCAAUCUUUUCCACCCGAAGAAGAUCAACGACUGCGUACGCAAUCUACUUUGUGCAGAGCCUCUCAAUGUGCAGUCGUUCGCUACCUGGUGGAGUCAGACUCCAAUCUCCAAGGAUUUCUGGAUUGAGACCCCCAACUCCUUCAUUAGGAUUCAUGUGAUUCCCCGUCGAGGAUUCUUCGACCCGACAAAGUGGAUCACCUCGCAAUCGGAAUCUCAUGCAGCACACUUGAUGGAUUGGGCACAGCACAUGAUCUCUGGCAUGAUCACCUUGAUGCCCUUCAUCCAGUUCUUUGGGUCGGCAGGUCAGUCUUCUCUCGAGCCACUGCUAGGGCCCCUCUCUUCGGUAGUCCCGCGGUCGUCCCUGCUCCAGAAGUUCCUGAUGUCCUCUUCCAGCGCCCCGGUGAAUGUGUGGAAAAUGAACAAGACGGAACUGAUGGCAGAGGCAAUGCGCCUGAAUCUCACGGUUCAUGCGACUUGGUCUGUGGGAGAAAUCAGACAGGUGAUCACGGACCACAAGCGGGAAUCCGGGGAAUCGUCAAUCCCGAAAGGACUUGCAUCGAUGACGCUCGAUCAGUUGAAGGCCCAAGCCGUGGAGUACCAGAUCGAAAUUCCGACCAAGCCGACGAAGGGCCAGCUCCAGAUGCUCAUCCGGGACGCGGCCACGCGCAACAAGGCGGAGGCACUCGUCACUUUUGGACGACACCGAGGAAAGUUGUUCAAGGAAGUGCCAUCCCAGUACCUGGAUUGGGCGAUGAAGGAGGUCGAGGCCCGGGGAGUCGAGAACUCAGGGCCGGAUCUUGUGAGCUUGGCAAACUACGCCAGGAGUCUCAUGGAGCCCGAGGAGACGAUCACCUACAAUCCGGAGGCUGAUGCGAGGGUUCCUCUUCCCUCGGAGGACGGAUCCAGCUGGGAGACCCAUUGGUCGGAGUUGACAGAGACGGGCAAGAUGAUGAAUGCAGGAAUGGGCUACGGGGCGAAGGCGAUGGCCAGACCUACGGAACAGCUCCCGAAAGCCGCUCCGAUGAAGAGGAUGACAGACGAGACGGUGAAGGGGCAAAAGCCUAUGGAGCAGGAGGCCGAACUUGAUGAGGAGCUUCCCUUAGAUCAUUUUGAAGAGCCGGGCGAAACAUUCACUGCCAACUUCCUUUCUCGGGAAACACGUGUGGAGGCGGACUCCCCUGAGAUUUUCUAUGAGGCUCGUGAAGACAUACCCGGUGCAGAUGCCAUUGGGAACUCCGUUGAACAUUUUGCAAAAGACCGCCUUGCGCAGAAGGACUUCACCUUCAGCACAUGUGAGAAAAUCGUCCGAGCGGUUUGUCAAAGAGCUCAGAGUCUACGAAAGAGGAAAAUCAACCAGGGCACCGACAGUAUUGCACUAGGGGGUUACUCGCAUGGGAACCACUAUGGCAUCAUUCAGAAGACUUACGCUUUCCAUCAGACCACAAAGUACAUCAACGCAUUCAUGAAGACCCACGGGGCGCACGGUACCCGUUGCUGGACGAUUGCAUUCGGUGACUACAACGGUGGACGUUUGUGGCUUCAAAGUGAUCCCGAUGCUAAGGUUGAUGGACCCUCCGACUUCCAGAACGUCAAGCUCUCGGAUGGGACUGAGGCAAUCGGUGAGGUCGUGAACACGCGUGAGCACAUGACAAACUUUUGUCCUAAGACCAGACAUGCAGUAGAAGAAUGGGAAGGUGACCGAUGCUCAAUCGUCGCCUACACGACCCGCGGUGUGCAACACCUCUCAAGGACAGAACGGGAUGUGUUGCGAACUUUUGGUUUUCCUCUCGGGAGACACGAAGGUUCCUCUCCAUGCGAUCGAGAAUCUUUCAAGCGGCCCAAGAAGAGCAUCAGGAAAUCCUUGUGGAAAGGUGCGCAGAGGGCUAGUGCUUUCCUCACUGUCGGGUUGGCUGCUGCUUCCUCGUUCCUGAGCGAAUACAUGCCCUCAGGAAAGGCGGUUGAACAAGCAUGCGUUUUCGAGAUUGGUGGCACCAACAUCACCUACCAGAUGGCCGAGGCAGGAGCGCACGUCGUGGAGCCUAUCUCCUGGGAAGAGUAUCUUGAUAGUGACCUCAAGUUCGAUGUGCAUCAGACCAUCCAGACGUUGAAACCCAAUGUAGUUUGGUUCCAAGGUGAGAGUGAGUUCAUUCAACGUGGAGACCGGGUGUUACAAACCAUUGACUACCAGCUUGGAUGUGGUGGUUCCGUGGUGCUACAAGGACUCUUUUACGACCCGAUUUGGAACAUGGUGAACUUCGAACUCUACGACUUGGGCAUGUCCCAACACGACCCGACCAAGGAGACGAAUCAGUACAUGAAGGGGUUCGGGAGGGAUUUGUGGCUUCGCACAACAGACGCAAUCACAUUGAUCAUGAAGGUGCUUCAGCGAUUCACUUUGACGGCGACGUAUGCUGGAGCUGACGAGGGAGUACUCAAGGCUUGCAAGAAGAUGCGUUGCGAAGACUGUGCCCGGAAUCAAGCCACACAAGUUGCUCGGCCAGCCACUCUUCCUUCUCUACUUGAUAUGAAUCAACUGGUCAGCGUUGAUGUGUUUCAUGUUUUCGAUGCAAACCGAGUUCGACAUGAAUUCCUGUCCGUCAUCGAUCAUGCUACCACCUUCCACUUGGUCUGUGAACUCGAGGGGCAUUCCGCCGAGGCUUUUUGUCGAAGUUUUACACAGUUGUGGGGAAACACUUUUGGAGCACCGGGAACGAUUUCAGCUGAUCUUGAAACAGGUCUUCAAGGGGGAAUCACAAAGUACGCCGAGUUCUUCGGAAGCAAUCUGCGCAGUUCGGCAGGCCAGGCACAUUGGCAACAGGGUGUUGUAGAGCGACACGGACUCUGGUACCAGGAAAUACUACGACGUGUCAUCGACGAGAAAUCAAUCACCAGUGAAGAUAUGUACCUUGCUGUCCAAGCUGUUAACUCGGCAAAGAAUGAACUGAGGAGGAGACACGGUUUUUCCCCAACUCAGGCCGUGUUUGGACGAGACCCAAGAUCACCAGAAGAAAUUUGUGGCGCUAACGACGAGGACCGGUACAUCGAGGUCUUGUCUGCAGAUCGGAAAAGACAAAGAGAAGUUAGUAUCAGGGCGGCUGCGAAGAUGGCUUUCUUCCGUACUCAAGCGGACUCCAAGUUCCGGAAGGCCCUCAUUCAGAGGAGUAGGAUCAAGAGAGGGGGAUAUGCUGUUGGAGAGCUCGUCAGCUUUUACCGCAUAGAAAAGGUCGCCACCAAAAGGGGAUCCUGGCGUGGACCGGGAACAAUCAUCGGGUCUGAAGGCGGGAACUGGUGGGUAUCAUUUGGGGGUCGCUGUCAUCUCGUUGCGGAGGAGCACUUGAGACCAUCGACACCGGAGGAGGUCGGUGACAUCUUAUCCACCAAAGUCGCUAGAGAUGAUCUGGAAAAGCUGCUCAACCUUGAUCCCGACGAUCCCGACACCUAUGCCCCUUCCGAGGAUUACGAACCCUCCGAGAUGAAUGUUGAACAUGAUGGCGCUGAUCCCGGGCAAGAACUUCGCCCAGUCACCGAUGAGGAGAUGGUGGAGGAUAUGGACUUUGCACUAGAGCUUGAGGGCGGUGAGUUGUUUCCAGAGCUGUUUGGUGAUGAAGGACAGACAGAACCCAGUAUGCCAGGGCCAGUCCGGAGAAGAGUACGUAAUAAAGCUCCCGAACCUUACGUUCAUACUGCACAUAUGAUGAAGCGCUGCCAGACUGAUCGGGCUCUCGAAAAGGCCCUUGAGAAAGAGAUCCCGUGGAAGCUGAUACCCGAAAGUGAACAUGAAGCGUUCAGGCAAGCCGAAGACAAACAAUUUCAGGAGCAUCUUGAUCACAGUGCCUUGAAACCAAUUGGGGUCGAAGAGUCUGAAGAGAUCCUUGCCAAGAUUGACCCAUCUCGCAUCCUCAACUCCCGUUUUGCGUAUCGGGAUAAACAUUGGUCUAGAAGGAAGAUCGACGCCUCCAUUCCGUGGAAGCACAAGGCAAGACUAGUGGUUUCCGGACACCGAGACCCAGAUGUGAAACACCUCGAAACCGACGCCCCCACCAUCAACCGCCUGACAAUCCUCACGCUGCUUCAGGUUCUUGCAUGUCGAAGGCAAUCUGAUGACUGGGAGGCAUCAGCUGGCGAUAUCACCGCUGCCUUCUUGAACGGUGACGAUAUGGACCGCGAACUUUAUCUACGACAACCAAGGACCGGACUUAGAGGGCUUGAUCCAAGGCAACUUCUUAAAAUCACAAAAGGGGUGUUCGGAUUGCCCGAUAGCCCACGCAAGUGGUGGAAGCGACUCCGCAGAGACAUGCUGAACAUCCGUAUCCAGGUUGACGGUGAGGAAUGCUUUUUCGAACAGAGCCCGCUCGACCCGUGUUUGUUCCAACUUGUUUCCGCCUUGAACAAGAAGCCGAAGGUCUAUGUUGGAGUUCACGUAGAUGAUCUACUGGUUGUCGGUCCUCGCAAUCUUUCGAAACUCGUGAGAGAUAGUCUAUCAGGUGUGUUUCCAGUCGAUGAUUGGGAAGUAGAUUCAUUCGACUACAUCGGAUCACACAUCCGAGUCUCCGUCGAUGGCGUACAUGUCGAUCAAGAGGCUUAUGCGAGCUCCAGGUUAUUCGAAAUCAAGAUUGAAAGGGGCAGGCCGACCUCGACCCGGCGACGGAGGAACAACGAAUCGACAAUCAGUCCCUGA